Sabethes cyaneus is the source of this 1232-nucleotide messenger RNA. RefSeq lists its product as uncharacterized. The coding region runs from base 165 to 791 and encodes 208 amino acids. Lineage: Eukaryota; Metazoa; Arthropoda; Insecta; Diptera; Culicidae. The transcript is spliced from 3 exons. Gene Ontology annotation, molecular function: GTP binding; GTPase activity. The record is from RefSeq and is a predicted model, not a curated record.
UUAAAUCAGUGCGAAAGGUGCAAAACAGUACAUAAAACUCAUAAAACAGUUUUAGACGGUCCCAGACGAAGGAAUAAAUUAGCGCUGCAAAUACAUUUAUAUUUUUUGGCCGCAGGAUUUGAUUGACAAGUGCGAACACGGUGGAUUUUUCCGGUAUUACUCCGAUGGCCUCGGUGCGCAUUCCCGAGCAGAAAAUUAUACUUUGCGGUGAAUACGGAGUGGGGAAGAGUUCGAUAUUUCGGCGCUUUGCCACUAAUACGUUCGUAACCGCAACCGAUAGAAAGUCCACGCUGGGGCUAGACCAUUUCGAUCGGAAUUUCGCCGUAGGAGAGCGGAACGUUAAGCUUCAACUUUGGGAUACCGGUGGCAUGGAACGGGUCGCCUCAGUAACCUCUAGCUAUUACAAAUUUGCGGAAGCCGCCCUGUUGGUGUUUGCGCUCGAUAAUCCCGCAUCGUUCCACUCCUUAUCUCAGCAUAUGCUGGAUGUAGUGACAUACGCGGAGAAUGCCAAGAUUUUUCUCGUUGGCAACAAGGUAGAUCUAGAGCAAACUGGUGAUCCGGAAGUAACUGACGAGGAUAUGGAAUCGUUUUGUGAACAAUGCCAUAGCCUGAUCAGUGCGACUUAUAAAACAUCAUGCAAAACGGGCGACGGGCUAGAAGAAAUGUUUCAGGAUAUUGCGAACACUCUGGUGGAAUCGAAUCGGUCGCGUUUGGAACUGCAAGCACUAGAGCAACAUGGCUUUAAAAUCGAACCGCCGGAGGAGAUAGGAGAACCGUCUUGUCUUUGCUAGUAUUUCGUGCCCUAGACAGGGCACUUUUCAUACGUGUAUAAUCUGCGACGCCGAUAUUUGAUAAGACAGCCGUCCGAGUGAGCAUUUGAUACCUUUUGAAGACGGAGAAUUUUGAUUAGAUUUGCUUUGCUUGAUUUAAAGCAAGCACUUUCCCAAUUAAAAUAUGUAGUUCGACAAAUAGAGUGCCAUACAUUCGUCGGGGUACGAGAUGUACUAACGAAAGGCAAGACGUCUAAACUUAAGUCAAUGGUUCUGAAACAUAACUUUGCAUUAAUCAAUCACAAAAAUAAUUUAUAUUGUACCGCUAAAUUUUUAAUACCAAAACUAUGCUUAUUGCAUGAAAAUAAAUAGGAAUGUAAUGAAGCUUCAUAUAUCAUAACUACAAAUAAAACUCAUCUUAUCCAUUGCUGAGGCAAUGUCACUAAAAAUAUAAAUAAAUGA